UUCUGUUCACCUGGUUGUCAGGAGCCAGCUGGCCAACGGGGGAGGCACUCUUCCCCGCGGGACUCUGCACUCCCAGACUGCUCAGGACGGGCUCCAGAUCGAAGGUCUUCACACUCAUUCUGAUCUGCUGCAGUCAUUCAAAUGAUGGAAAAGAGCGAAGGGAAUCUUGGCAAAUCUCCAGAACAAGAUCAACAUGAGGAUCAUCGAUCAGACGCCAUGUCACAUCCCAUCAGGUUCCCGACAAUUUAGCAGCAUAUCGACUAUUCCCCAUUGCACUGCGAGAUAUUUCAGGCACUUCUCGGAAAGAUUACAACCCGCAACCGUAUGACCUGAAAAAUGAAACCAUAUUUACAUUAGCAACUCCAAUGGAACCGGAAAUGAGCUGCCACUUGGCAGGCCCAUUGGAAUCGGAAGUGCGCGUCGCUUGACGGCUUGAUGCACGAUGAGGUGCGAUACCACCUCCACCGAAACUGGAAUGGAAUGCACAACUGAACUGAGCCACUGGCCAGUUCCAUCAAUGUUGGAGAAAUUCAAAUCGUUUUUGAACACGUCUUAUAAAACAUGUUUCGACAUGUUUUUAUCUUCAUAGUCGGGCUGCCAAAAAUUAGACAUGCAGAAUGUGCAGAUUGUGUAUUUAGUUGAUCACACUUCGUAGCAUGGUUGAUUUUAAUUCGUUCCCAGUUUUCGAUGAUGUUCGGGGCCGUAUACAACCGUUUUGGGAAGAUCAUCAGUUUUUUCAGUACCAUCGUUAAUCAAAUUUUGUUGCGCUGGAAUCGAAACACGGGAUCCUCUCGUGAGCAAAGCAAGAAGAUGUGUAUCCCAGGCACAGUUGCUGCGGAGAUUCCAAAUCGACAAAUUCCGCCCGAUGAUGCUGCUACCACAUUAUUGACGACACUGCGAAACACGAACAUGCGAGCAACUGCAGGAUUUAUGUCCCGCAUUCUGCUCAAAGACUGGACGCGAAUAAUCACCGCUCUGGUUAUUUUGCUCGUUGCUCGCUACUGGAUUGCUGGUAUGACUGAUGACAAAUGCGCCCGGCAUUCAGUUGUAAAAUUUGAAGACGGUUUGCAAGAAUGCCGGGAAGCUUGUAUGCCGGCGCACAUUUCGCAGGGUGUUGUCGACUCCGUUGUCACUGUAAACUUCUCCGGAUUGCUGUGGCGUGUCGUCCGUAACGAUUUCGAAGGUGCGCCGCUGGUGAGCAGCCGGCACGUCUGGGUGGACAAGACCGGAAGUCUGCGCAUCAAGAUGGACCGCUGCGUCGGCGCCCAUCUGUACACGGUUGACCUUUUCUGGUUCGGAUUCUACCGAUUCUCCAUCGCCGGCGGCGUCGAUGACACGUUCCAUCCGACGGCGGCUGAACUCUCUUUCUCUCUCGCCGAGGAUAACAACGUGACUAUCCGGUUUGAAAGCGAUCGACGACCGCGAAAGCCUACCUUCGGCAUGGAGUAUUUGGUUUCCGAUGAGAAAAUAUCCGAAUUCCAUGCGGAUGAUUUUCUGUUGACGGAAUACCAUAUCCUUCGUACGCCUACCAAAAUUGCCUUCCGAUCGUUCCAAGGACACGGGAGACCGUUCGUAUUUCGAGAUCAGGAUGCUAGUGUGUUUGCACCGGAAGACGGACGACGGCGUAUUCCCCAGACCGAAAUGCCGGUGCAUAUUCGGCUGGUGGCAGGGAAUGCCACGGAUUGUGAUGCGGAUGCCGGGAUGGUGGAAGUUGUUAUCAGGGCGUUUCGGUACGAGUCGUUGUAACUUGCAAUGUUCCGUUUAGCAUGACUCCAAGGAUUUCUGUUCCGUUUUCAUAGGGAUCUCUUGUUUAAUCUUUGAUCUUUUUAUCUCUUAAGUUGCCAAGAUGUUUUUAGUUCUAGGAAAAUUACCUCGACGUUUACGUUUAAUGCAUGUUGAUACGUUAACGUUGAUGAUGCUGUUCUUCUAUAGAAGUACGAGUACAGUGUGAUUGUCCUAAAAGUAAUACUUACUUAUC
Molecule: messenger RNA, 1978 nt
Organism: Paramacrobiotus metropolitanus
Lineage: Eukaryota; Metazoa; Tardigrada; Eutardigrada; Parachela; Macrobiotidae
Exons: 6
Coding region: 688-1746 (352 amino acids)
Source: RefSeq, a predicted model, not a curated record